Messenger RNA from Theobroma cacao (cacao), 2617 nucleotides. RefSeq names its product beta-galactosidase 6-like. Gene Ontology annotation, biological process: carbohydrate metabolic process. NCBI's taxonomy places the organism in Eukaryota, Viridiplantae, Streptophyta, Magnoliopsida, Malvales, Malvaceae. The record is from RefSeq and is a predicted model, not a curated record. Gene Ontology annotation, molecular function: hydrolase activity, hydrolyzing O-glycosyl compounds; carbohydrate binding.
AUGGAUACCAAGAAACCAUUGUCAUUGGCUUUAGUCCUCGUAUUAGUUUUUGUGAGUUACUGUUUUGAGAGUGUGCUAUCUACCACAGUCACAUAUGAUCAUAGAGCACUGGUUAUUGAUGGCAAGAGGAGGGUAUUGCAGUCGGGUUCUAUCCAUUAUCCUAGAAGCACCCCAGAGGUGUGGCCGGAACUUAUUAGGAAAUCCAAGGAAGGGGGAUUAGACGUGAUCGAGACUUAUGUUUUCUGGAAUUAUCAUGAACCGGUUAGAGGGCAGUACUACUUUGAAGGCAGGUUUGACCUGGUGAAGUUUGUGAAAGCAGUGCAGGAAGCUGGCCUUCUGGUUCAUCUGAGGAUUGGGCCAUAUGCUUGUGCUGAAUGGAAUUAUGGUGGGUUCCCUCUUUGGUUGCAUUUCAUUCCUGGAAUUCAGUUCCGUACGACAAAUGAUAUGUUCAAGAGAGAAAUGCUGCGUUUUCUCACCAAAAUUGUAGGACUAAUGAAGGAAGAGAAUCUCUUUGCAUCACAAGGAGGGCCAAUCAUUCUUGCUCAGGUUGAAAACGAAUAUGAGCUUGUUGAAUGGGCAUAUGGGAUUGCAGGAGAAUUAUAUGUCAAAUGGGCUGCAGAAACUGCUAUCAGUCUUAAUACAACAGUGCCUUGGGUGAUGUGCCGACAGGAAGAUGCACCUGAUCCAAUUAUAAACACAUGCAAUGGAUUUUAUUGUGAUCGAUUCACUCCAAAUUCCCCAUCAAAACCGAAAAUGUGGACUGAGAACUACAGUGGAUGGUUUAAGUCAUUUGGAUAUCCAAUUCCUCAUCGACCUGUUGAGGACCUUGCAUUUGCCAUUGCACGUUUUUUUGAAACUGGUGGAGCCUUUCACAACUACUAUAUGUAUUUUGGUGGAACCAACUUUGGACGAACAGCUGGAGGUCCUCUUGUUGCAACAAGCUAUGAUUAUGAUGCCCCAAUAGAUGAAUAUGGUUUUAUUAGACAGCCAAAAUGGGGCCACCUACGUGACCUGCACUUGGCAAUAAAGCACUGUGAGGAGUAUUUGAUCAGCUCUGAUCCAACUCACCAGCAGCUUGGUCAUAAUCUAGAGGCACAUAUCUACUAUAAAUCUUCCAACGACUGUGCAGCCUUCCUUGCUAAUUAUGACAGCAAUCUGGAUGCAAAUGUUACAUUUAAUGGAAAUUUGUACUUCCUUCCAGCUUGGUCUGUAAGCAUCCUUCCAGACUGUAAGAAUGUCAUUUUUAACACAGCAAAGGUUGUGUCACAAAGAAACUUCGGUGACAACUCAUUUGCUCAAACAACUACUGUUAAUCAGUUUUCAUUGUCAGCAUCAUCAUGGAGCUGGUAUAACGAAGAACCAGGUGUUUGGGGCAAUAACUCGUUUACAGAAUCACGUUUAUUGGAGCAGAUCAGUACAACAAAAGACACUAGCGAUUACCUAUGGUACACAACAAGUAUAAAUAUCAUGCCUGAUCAAUCAAAAGAGGUCUUCCUGCUUAUUGAAAGUUUGGGACAUGCAGCACUUAUUUUUGUCAACAAAAGGCUUGUAGCAUUUGGAUAUGGUAAUCAUGAUGAUGCAAGCUUUUUGAUCAGUGAGAAAAUUAGUCUUGUUGAGGGAAAUAAUACACUGGAUAUGUUGAGUAUGAUGGUUGGUCUACAGAACUUUGGACCAUGGUUCGAUGUUCAAGGGGCAGGAAUUUUUUCAGUGGUUCUUGUUGACCCAUGGAACAGGAAGAAUGAUGUUUCUUCUGGAGAGUGGACUUAUCAGGUGGGACUUGAGGGAGAAUACCUUGGACUAGAUAAAGUAAGUCUUGCAAAUAGCUCACUGUGGAAAAAGGGGAGUAUUCCACCUGUUAACAAGACUUUGAUAUGGUACAAGGUUACUUUCCUUGCUCCUGAAGGUAAGGGUCCUUUAGCCUUAAAUCUCACUAGCAUGGGGAAGGGUCAAGCUUGGGUUAAUGGACAGAGCAUAGGACGAUACUGGCCUGCCUAUCUCUCACCAUCUGAAGGUUGUACCAAGAAUUGUGAUUACAGAGGAGAAUAUGAUUCGACAAAAUGUCAACAGAAUUGUGGCCAACCUGCUCAGACAUUAUAUCAUAUCCCACGCUCUUGGGUACAUCCUGGUGAGAACCUAUUAGUCCUUCAUGAAGAGCUUGGUGGUGACCCUACAAAGAUUUCUGUGCUGACACGAACUGGGCAAGAGAUUUGUUCACUUGUAUCUGAGAAAGAUCCUCUGCCAGCUGAUUCUUGGAAACCAAACUUAGGCUUCAUGUCUCAAACUCCUGAAGCUCGACUGACCUGUGAAAAAGGAUGGCGCAUUGCUUCGAUUAACUUUGCCAGUUUUGGAUCUCCACAAGGAAAUUGUGGUGAAUUCAGAAGGGGAAUUUGUCAUGCAGACAUAAUAUCUAUGGUUCAGAAGGCUUGCAUUGGUCAGGAGCAGUGCUCGAUACCCGUUUCCACUGCAAACCUUGGUGACCCUUGCCCUGGUAUACUGAAAAGCCUUGCAAUUGAAGCUCUAUGCAGUGACUGAAAUUCCAAAUCUCAUCGCUAUGGAAUUCCUUUUUUUUUUUCUUUUCUCUUUCCUUUUCAUAAAAAAUCGAUUUAUGCAAAGAAAA